Molecule: messenger RNA, 4724 nt
Organism: Coccinella septempunctata (seven-spotted ladybird)
Lineage: Eukaryota; Metazoa; Arthropoda; Insecta; Coleoptera; Coccinellidae
Exons: 3
Coding region: 212-3604 (1130 amino acids)
Source: RefSeq, a predicted model, not a curated record
CCGGUAUCUGUCAGUGUACGUCUACCUAUUCUGAUGCGAAUCGGUUUCAUCGUUCCCGUCUAGUGAAUACGAUGAUGUAAUUACUGGAAUCCCGUUUCCAUGGGUUUUAUAGCAAUGUUAAGACCGAGUGGAUGUGACGGGAUCUUCGUUCGGAUCAUCGUAUGUUAGUGAAGUUGGUUAAACGCAAUAUGUGCGAGAGGGGCUGAGUGAAAUGAGCAGCGCCUCGCUGCCGCCCUUGCCGGCCCUCAUUCCCAUAUCAGUUUUACGAAAAAGCCCCCUCAGUAACAAUAACAGUGAAGUUGGAGAAGAAAAUUAUCGAGAUUGUGUCCCCUGCAUUAACCGUAAGAAGGUUAUUGACGUGCAGCGCCGAACGCGGCCCGCGAGGCAAUCUCCCGACGUCCUGAUCGAUAACUCACGAUCACGUGACGCGAGCGCCGCCCCACAGUCCCGGAAAAUAAGGCCUGAACGUCACCGUAAAUCAAACAGACAACGCGACCGCCACCGACGUGCCAAAACGAAAUCGAGAAGCCGCGACGGGGAUCUGUGCCAUCAUCAGGAUCAGCCGCCUAUCAAUCCGCGGGUCAACCCGAUCUUCGUCUGGGUGAGGCAAGAGGACACGCGAAUCGUGGAAGUGAAAUGCGAAGAUUACGACAAGAGGAACCGCAUCCUCCUUACGAAGACGCCGCAGGGUUGGAGGGCGACCCCCAGGACGGAAACCCUCGUCCCCUCCCAGAAGGAGGAGGAUGACAGAAAGCAUUACCAUCAUCACCGCAGUAAGAAAUCCAAGAGGAACAAGGUCAAACAGAAAUCGGCAGCUGUGCAGGUCGAGGACCUUCAUUACGAGAACGAUGAGGAUGUUUUGGCAGCUGACAAACAGGAAGAGUCGCAACCUGACUGGGAAUCCCCGGUGAACGUUGAAACUCUCCUGCCUUCUCACACGAUACACGUCCAUAGAAAAGAUUCGCGCCGUUCAGAACAAUCAUGUUCCAUCGAAAACAAUGUGAACAGUGCAGUUAACGAAAGUGCGCAGAUUGAUUUCAAGUGCAGUGCUGAAACCAGCCCGCUCGACAAUCUACUAGCUGUCGCGGAGUUGGAAUUCAACGAACAAAUACAAUCCGGGCAGUGGGAAAGUUCAGAACAUCACCAAACAUACGACAAAACAACGGAAAGUGAUACGAUAGAAAAUCUGGAGAUGAACGAAGAGCAAAAGGAUUUAAUGGAAGAUAUAGAACAUCUCCAAAACCUCAUCGAGUCCUGUAAUCAAGACGUGGGAGACAAAAUGACAACUGAAGAUAAUAUCAUCACCACAUCUCAGAAAGAAGAAUGCGAUUAUACGGAAGACGAAGAAAAUAAUUUGGCGAUGAACGACAUACUGAGCAGGUUGGAACAAUCGCUCAGAAGUCCGGAGGUAAUAGAACUGGAACCGAGUCAAUGUGAUACACAAGAACAAAUGGAUAAGGAGAUACCCAAUCAGUUGAACGAAGAAGGACCGAACCAAUGUGAUAAUUUAACUGCAUUAGAUGUAAAUACUUCCGAGAUCAGUUUAGACAGAGUCGAACCUGAAGACUUUGAGAAAAGUUGCGAUAACCCUCAAACAGUUGACGAACCAAAACAAGAGCAACCAACGGAUUUAUCUUUGAAGACAAUGAGAGACUUAACAAUCGAAAUACCGCCAAGAAACGAUUAUUGCGAACAACCCACUGACUUGAGCCUACCAAGAGAGAAUAAGCUCAGUCAGAGUGAAAUAUAUAGACCACCUUCUCAAAACUCAGAAGCGUUACAAUCUCCACAACCAAGCGGAUUACCAGCCGUCUUACCGUCACCUGGUAUCGUUUCGCCUGGGAACAUUAUUAACAUAGCUUCAAACGUAAAAGAUAAAUCGGCCAUUCCAGAAACAAACCAUCAAAUUCCAGAGCUUUCAGACAAUCCAGAAAUAAUGAUCGAGAGUCAAAAGAAACCUUUAGAUUUAGGAAAAUGUCGAAAAUCGGCUAGUCCCACCGUUACUUGCUCGCAAGAAGUGAAUAGUCCACUGAUAGAAGAUGAACCUCCUGUAAAAAAACCUAAAACGUCAGAACCUGUAACUUUGGAAGAACGUUUGGCUGUUGAAUCCAAAACCAUCGAAGACGUAUCCCAAUCCAUGCUUAAAUCAUCUGAUCCAUCGAAUAAGGAUUUAGACAUCACCCCUUUAACGCAACUUAAUCAAUUAUUAUUGGACGAGUCGCUAAAUAUACCCGAUCCUAUGUUGGUCCCUAAGAAGAUUCUAAGAAAAAUCAUCUCGAAUCCAGGAAAAGAAAUACCAGAACUAUUGAACAGUAGGCCGGAACUCAGAUUACCAGAGGCUUUGGAAUUCCCGCAUCUUCUGCAGGACCCUGAUAUACUGGUUAUCACCAUACAGCAACUGGAGGAAAUCAUAAAGCAACAGAGUCCAAUGCCGAAGAAAUUACAAAAGCCCAACGAUAAGACGGUAGACAAAAAGUCCACGAAAACAAACGACAAGGAAGAUUCAUGGAAAAGGGGUAUGCACGAGACUGGAGAAACUAUUAAAUUCAACAACUAUACAGAAAACAAAGAGGCGAAAAGUAGCAAUGAUUACGGUGAUAUGGAUAUAGCGUCUAAUGCCGCUUUGAAUCAGCUGCUCUGGUUGCCUUAUAUGAACCAGUUCGAAGCUUUGCAGUUUAGCAGGAAUCCAGACCUUAUGAUGGCCUUAGCAAACUCUAAUAUGGCUAGAACAAUGCCAUCUUCUCCAAAUCUAUCUCAUCUGAUGUCGAAUAAUGGUUUUCCAUCUGUACCCGGUAACUUCAGAAUGCCUUCUUACAAUAGUCCAUUCGAUAUGAAUUUGUGGCAGAGUUCACUCCUUCAAGCUGGAUUGCUGGGACAAAAGAAUGCAACAAAUAGUUUCGACAUGAGAAAUCCUUUUAAAGAUUUAAUGGGAAGAGCGAAUUUCGAAGAUAUGAAUAGGAAAUACAUGCAUAAUCAGAAGUAUUCGAUGGAAAACAAGUACGCCAUGCAAAAUCAGUUCUUUCAACCACCGCCUUCAAUGUCCAGCUUGUCGAAUCCCUACAUGAAUCACUCGCAAGCCUGCCAAGCGAAUAUAAAAACGAGAAUGCCAGUUGCUUCGCAGACCAGCUCGGGUACUUUAAAAAAUUCGAAUCCUCAAAAUACGAGAAUGAGUAAUGCUCAGAGGCAACACAUGCAGGAAAAACCGUAUAAUCAGGGUUCGAUCAGGAUGAAACCUGUUCACAAAUUGAUGAGCAACGUGAAACAGCAACAGAAAGAGGACAUUCACAAUCAGGUGCAUCAUUCGAAGGAGAGAUAUGUGGAUGGAAAAACCGGCCAUUAUGCCAGCCAGCCUAUCGAUCUUUCAGGUGCCAGCUCAACAACAGUAGGGGGUAAAUCGGAAGUGAUGAAGCGCCAACUGAUCGAUUCCCUGAACCAGUUGAAUCAUUCGAGGAACGAUGACGUUGGUGAGGUCGGAAGCACGACUGCCAGUAUAGAAGAGAUGCAGGAGGCGCACAAGCAUCUUUGGCAUCCCUUAUUCGGCACAGACAAGUGCCACAACAAUGUUUGGAAUUUGACACCUUCGAUGACAAUAUCAUCCGAAUAACACCGGCCUUUGCCUCCUAAUCAAAGGAGGAACACGAUAUACCAACAAUCCCAUUAUGGUUUUGAUAGAUCCAAUGGAGUCACUGAUACCGCAUCCACAAGGUUUCCUCCGUUCACAAACAGAUGACGUCCCACUUAUCCAUAAAUGAAAAGAGAAGAAUGUUCCUGUAUUAGAAAUACUCACCCAUUCUUGUAAAUAAGUUCAUAGUGUACCCACUCAUCAAUUAAGUUAUAGUUAAACUCAUUUCGAACUGUUGAUUUUUUCGUUUUGUUCUUGGAUAGAAAUAUAUUUAAUGAUAUUGUCGUUGUGUGGUUUAAAUUCUCUGAGAGUUACUUUGUUGUUUAUAAAUGUUAUUCAACACUAUUUUUUGUAGAGAAGAUUCUGUUACAUUCCACAUUUUUCACAUGAUAAUCGAGAUGUAAUCUUAUUACACUUUCAAUUAUUUUUAUAGGUAUUAUAGUAAAUAUGUCUUGGAUAAAGCUAGCAAAAAUUUUUCACGUAAUAAUAUAUUCUCCUUAUCAAUCGUACUGUAUAUAGAAGAAUUGAAUUAUUCGAAGAUGUGAAAAAGUAAUACAACAGUAUACCUACUAAAUAUAUGGGAAUAGUAAAUUAAAUUAGUUUUGAAGUGAAAUUGUUAUAUUUUUUGGGUCGAGAAAAACUAUUCUGUUCUAUUCAUAUACUUCUUAAUAUUACUAAUAGGAAGGUUUUCUUUGUUUCGGUGCUGUUAACAGUUUUCCGAAUUCAUCUUCACCGCAAAAGAGCAGCCAAUUUAAAACUGGUCAUACCCACAAUUCGACAAUUCAAUACUGCGGAUCAAAAUUGUGGUGAGUCUUCUCUUCUCCAAUGUAAUUGAAUACAUAUCGAUAAAUUAUAAGAAAAAUUUCAAAAUUUUUCGUGAAUCUUGAAAUGUAGACAAUAAAACCUACUAGUAGGAAUUUGUUUGAAAAUUAUAGCAUUUAAACGCUUUUGGAAAUAAUAUAUGUUUUGAUUAUUUGUUCUCUGAAGAACCAUUCCUCUUUAAGUUUUGUUUUAUAUUCAAGUAUUUUUUUCUAUGAAAACUACUGUAUAGAUUGUACUAAAUAAUAGUCAACUUAUUGAAUAAAAGAACAAAUUUCGUGUU